Messenger RNA from Funneliformis geosporum, 209 nucleotides. Lineage: Eukaryota; Fungi; Glomeromycota; Glomeromycetes; Glomerales; Glomeraceae. The record is from the annotation of a GenBank genome assembly.
AUGCUGAAUAAUGCUCACCUAUUCAAUACAUUUUCAGCUAAUGACGUGAUCGCUAACUUUGAUUAUUGCGAUAUUGAAGAUGUUCUGCCCUCUGUAUCAGACCACUCUUUAGUUAUUCUUAGAGUUGAUAACUUCUUAGCUGCUAAAAAAUAUAAAAGGAAUAUUCCUUCAAAAAAAGUUUUUGACUACAAUAAAAUGUCAGACAAUAA